UUAUUAAUAAAUCAACCAUUGAAGCCCCGGCCACUUUAAGGCUGACCCAGAUGUUAAACAUGAAAGCAAACAAUUAAGACCAACAGUGCACUGUAGCGGGGAAAAGCUCAGGUAUACCGGACUGAGGAACGGGAGGAAUUCCAGGGAGAUAUCACACUCUGCGUGCACUGUAUUAACACAUCAGCGCGGGUGAAUCCUGAAAAGAAUGAAAUGAAGAUUUGACUCUGAUUGCUUCCAGCAUGAAGACCGGGCGGCUGGUAGCUCGGAUGGCGUGCUGAGAGCGAGUGGGGCCGGUGGCCUCGGGAGGGAAAAAAAAUUACAGUACAAUAAGUGUGUGCGCGAGCGCGGGAAAUCCGGCGGGAUCCGGUUGCUGGGGCUGGAACACCUUUCCUGGCUUUUGCACCUUCAGGUGAGGCGAUGGAAUAAAACUGGAAUCAAUCUCUCUCCCUCGUGCUAUCGCGACAGAACGCAGCCUGACCAAGGCACACACAUAAACCAGCCUUUAAUCUUUGGUGAAAUCAGUGCAGCAUUACUUUUAAAGUGUGUAAGCCUGUGGUGAGAGGUAAAACGAGUGCCAAUGUACGACGACCUUCUUUUUUUUUUUUUUUUGGCUGGCUGCCAAUGCCUUUGUAAUGCUUAUUAGUUCAGAUGAGAAGGACUUGGUCUGAAGUUUGAAUGUGUUCCUCUGCCUGCACUCUCUCACUCGUAUCCUCCUCCUCUUCACGUACAGCAGCAGAGCAGUCGUAGUGUUUCUGAAGCCCUGUCAUCCGUGGUGAGCGCUGUAGUACUCGUCUUCUCCUGACUGUGAGGUUUUCUUCCUCUCUAGGUUGGUCAAUUGAUAUGAAGAGCGAGCCGAGAGGCGACGGUGUCAGCCUGUGACACCCAGAGCAGCGCCGAUCAUUUGUUUGUCCUCUCCUCCUCUGGAUGCUGGUCAUGGCAAUCCCGCUCCAUCACAAAUCACCUGCGAUUGCUCUGCUUCAGAAGAUCCAGACCAGCGAGUUGGACACUUUCGGCAGGCAAACUCUGCAGUUGCCUAUAAGUGGCGAUGGACCUCUGAAUGAAAUCUACGUGGAAAAAAAUCGAGCGGGGACGAUGAAUUACCCGGAGGGUGGUUAUGAGUUUGCAGCCGCUGCCACCUUGUACAACCCAACCAGCCUGGGCUACGCAGCCUCCACCGACUCGCAUGGCUCCAGCAACAUUGGAGGUCUUCACUCCCUCAACAGCAUGUCCCCGAGCCCGCUGGUCUUCUUGCAGACGGCUCCCCAGCUCUCCUCCUUCGUGGCUCACGGGCAACAGGUCCCGUACUACAUGGAGAACGAGCAGAGCAGCUGCAGCAGCUUUGGGCUACGAGAGGGACCCCCUUCGACCUUUUACAGAAUCAACAGCGACAAUCGGCGUCGAGUUAACGACCAUCUCUCCAGCACCAGUGAGCAAAGCAGCCCGUCAACGGGCACCUUGGAAUCCAGUAAGGAAACGCGAUACUGCGCAGUGUGCAGUGAUUACGCCUCAGGCUAUCACUAUGGAGUCUGGUCGUGCGAAGGCUGCAAGGCCUUUUUCAAGAGAAGCAUUCAAGGACACAAUGACUACAUGUGCCCUGCCACCAACCAGUGCACGAUCGACAAAAACAGGAGGAAGAGCUGCCAGGCUUGCAGACUACGUAAAUGCUAUGAAGUGGGCAUGAUGAAAGGUGGUAUCCGUAAAGAUCGUCGGGGCGGCCGGAUGUUGAAGCACAAGCGGAGGAAGGACGAGAAGGAUCACGUCAUCAAAAGUACCGGGAUCGCCGGCCGACCCACUCCCAGCAGCGUGAAUCCGGCACAGAGGAACGCCAAGCAGAACUCGGUGCUGGGAAUGUCGUCGGACGAGAUUCUCAGCACCUUGAUGGAUGCCGAGCCACCCAUGGUUUACUCUGAGCAUGACCCCAGCAAGCCCUUUACCGAAGCAUCCAUGAUGACUUUGCUGACAAACCUGGCCGAUAAGGAACUGGUGCAUAUGAUCAUUUGGGCAAAGAAAGUUCCAGGAUUUGUGGAUUUAACACUACAUGAUCAAGUGCAACUACUGGAAUGCUGCUGGUUAGAAAUUUUGAUGAUUGGCCUUGUCUGGCGCUCCAUGGAACAUCCGGGAAAGCUCAUAUUUGCUCCAGAUUUGGUUUUGGACAGGAAUGAAGGGAAAUAUGUGGAAGGGAUGGUGGAGAUAUUUGACAUGCUCCUAGCCACAGUAUCUCGUUUCCGACUGCUGAAACUCCACUGUGAGGAGUACAUCUGCUUGAAGGCCAUCAUCCUGCUGAAUUCCGGUGUGUUCCCCUUCCUCUCCAGUACCAUGGAGGCUCUGAACAAUGGUGAGCAGAUUCAGAUCAUCUUGGACAAAAUCACUGAUGCUUUGGUUCACUUUAUCACCCGGGCCGGGCUCUCCCUGCAGCAGCAGUCUCGGCGGCUGGCACAACUCCUCCUCCUCCUCUCCCACAUCAGGCACAUGAGCAACAAGGGAAUGGAGCACCUGUACAAUAUGAAGUGUAAAAACGUGGUGCCUCUCUACGAUUUGCUGCUGGAGAUGCUCGACGCCCACCGAAUGCACACGCCAAUGGAGAAGGCACAGCCCGGAGGAGGAACUGGCUCAAGUCCAUUGAAUAGAGGAACCACCUCGUCCACUUCUUCAAUGUCGCUAAAGAAGACUGACGUGACUUUUGAAACAUCCAGAUAGGUAACUGAUCCAUGGUGCGCAGUAUUAACAGAAACCUCCAACAAAAAAAAACACUACCUAUGAUCACAUGCCAAUGAAGCAAAUGCCUCUGCAGCAAAAUUAUAUAGCUUCAGCUUCAUCUAAAUAACUCUAUACCACUACGAAAAAUGCCCUACUGACUGAGAAUUGGGGGUGCGUUAAUGAUGCAGGAACAGGAUGUUAUUUUCCUGCAGUUCUGUAAAUGUUUUGUAAUAUUUCUGAAAAGAUUGGCACAGUUCCAAAUGCUCCUGCCAUCAGUGCAAGCGACGCUCACCAGAACUGUAAGACAAACGCCAAAGGAUUCGUGAUGCAUUGCCUUUUCAACGAGUACUGGGGAAGUGGAGAGGAGUUGGACACUGACGGUUCACCUCAGAAUCCUAGUCAAAUGCUGUGCGAUUUUAGUUUGCUCAUUGUGGGAUGUGAGGGAUUGCAGGCAGUUAGCUGUGGUGGUGAGUCACAGUGCUUGAACCACUGCAGACCACACAGUACGGGAUUUCCCACAGCGCUGUUGAGUAGGGAAUUCCUCGGUUUUUCUUGGCAACAAGAGGUCCUGGGUUUGGAACACACUGUCAAAGAAACCAUGGCCGUUUGUUGCAGUGCAUUUACUAGGUGGUAUAAACCGCAGUCAUGAAUGGUGGUGGUGGAGGGUCCGAAUAUUUUGGGUGGUGGAUGAAUUAUUUCCUACCGGAUGCUGUCAAGCUCCUUGAGUGUCAACGGAGCUGCUAUUAUUCCAUCUUAUUCCUCACUUGUACCUUGCAGGUGAUGGGAAGAUGUUGGGUGUGAACUAGAAUGAUGAUGGAGCAGUCAGCAAUGGUGAUGCCUUUCAAUGUUAGGUGGAGUUACUACGACUCUGUCAUAAUCGGCAUGUUCACUGCUGACACUUCAGUUACUUGUCACUGAUCAGAUCACACCUGAAUCUUUUUAAGAUCCUCCUGGAGUCCGAGAGGCAUCGAGGAUGGAAACAGGACCCCGAUCCACGUUGUUGUGGGAUGAACGUAUUUGAAGUGCAAUGAAUCGUAGUGCACUUUCCAUAGCUCUAAUAGGAUAGCUGAUGAGUGGAUUGGAGGCAAAAUGCCACAUUGGUACCUCGGGUGGGGGUGGACAGUUUGUUGAGAUACAGUUGCAACUACGGUGGAGAUUUGAGGGAGGGUUCUGUUUUAUUGUAAUCUCAUUCACUCAUCUUCAACACCACCCUUAAGAAGCAGAGCAGUCCAGCAGUGCUUUGCUUUCUGAAUCCACUCUAUGGCAACAUUUGACUUAAGGGGUGCUCAUUACUAAAUUGAUUGAGAUGGUGUACGUGAGCAUUGGAAUGUUCAAAACAGCUACUUUGGUGACUGAAUGUUCAGUCUCAGUAAAUUAAAUUAUUCACUUUUAAAUAUUUGCCACAGCAGGCUGCCUAAUUGUUUACUUUUGGCAAUCACGAUAUGGUCUGUUCAGCAAGAACCAGAAUUAAGACUUUUUUAAAUAAAAUAUCAGUUCUUAUAACUGCAAUUAAAAGCCCUUGAGCAUGUUUUUAUAUCAUUACUAAAGUUAUCUUUGGGACUGCUGGCUGAAGAUGCUCUUCAAAAAGUUUCCACCAUCUCCAAAGUCCUCCAGGAAAGUAACCUCCUAAAUCAAAUAAACAUAGGUAUUAAUUUCCUUACAAGACCCAAACUCCUGCAGGAAAAUAUUGUGAGCCCCAAAUCCUACCACCCCACCCUCCCCAAUGACACAAUUGCUUUUAUAAGAUAUAAUGCAAAGGUUUCUUAGGAAUGCAAAUAUCACGUUACAACAUGGCUACCUGUAAUGCCAUUAAUUUUUUUCUCGUAUGCGAGAUGUUCCCAUUGCUAAUUACUGGGCCUGUGACAAUGAGAUCUGAUUGGUUUGCAAAGGAAAAAGCCUGAUUACAUAGUCAUUUGUCACAGUUUCAAAACUGCAAGUGAUUGAAUCUUGCUUCUCCCCUACGAGGCACACAAGUCAGUGCUGUACCAUACUGAAGCUCUCCUGACUGAGAGAUUAGUAUCAAAGAUCCUGUAGCGGAGCAAGAUAGACCACUCCUUCUAAAUGCAAUGGGCUGAUGUGUAGUACGCAACAGAGCAGAACGUGGCCUUUUUUUCAUCCAUUUCAGUAACCCGACCCGACUCGCUGUGCAAUCAACGUUGCGGGGGAACAGUUUGUGUUAAUAAAUUAUAAUUCUGAAAAAUGAGAAGGUUUUUACCAAAGAACUUUUAUUUUUACGAGGAUGUUUCCAUAACCGGCUUCCAUCUCCGUACUAGUUAUCUUUGCUCCGCUAUGGGAUCUUUGGUGCGGAGACGGAAGCCGGUUACGGAAAUGGGGCCGAAAAUUACCCGUGAAUCUGCCCAUGACCGUACUACGUCUUUUUCAUCGAGUGAUCUAUCUUGCUUGCUAUAGGAUCUUUGAUUACUAUGACACUAUCACUCUGUGGCUUAUCUGUACAGACAAGAUGAAUAUAUUUCUAUUGGUUUGUCGGAGUUUAUACACUUUGUGAAUAGAGCAAUUUUUAAAGCAUUUACAGACUUCUCUGAGGGACCUGCUUUGUACGUCUUUGAAAAUAGUUUGCAAAUCUCUUAACCUUUUCAAAAUAAAUGAACAAGGACAUUCGUUGGGUUUUUGUACCAUCAUAGUUUAUGCAAGGAUUGCAAUGUAUAUAUCACUUUAUAUCAUUAUUACAUAAUCUGAAUCAUCAGUGUAUGAGUAUUAUUGAAAAGGCAAAAAAACCCCAGCAUACAUUGAUAAUUCCUUAGGGGGGAUCGCUUAAAGUAUCCCUUGUUGAAAUGUGCUAGUGGUCUAAAAUCUAUUCUUUGUUGUUGCGUAAAGUAGAAUUCAUAGCAAUGAAUUAGAAACAUAGAAACUAGGUGCAGGAGGAGGCCAUUCGGCCCUUCGAGCCAGCACCGCCUGUUUACUGAUUGAAAAUGAACUAUAGGAAAAACUUGCUCCAAAUCUCCUGCAUCGAUCAUCAGGGCCACCUGUAUUUGGUCAACUAAAAAAAACAAGUGAAUUGCUCCCCACAAUGGCUGGUUCUAAUAUGCAAAGUAACUACAGGAACCAAACACAUGUUUGCAUAGUGAGUGAGUUUCGACUAUUCCAAGAGCCAUCAUACUCAACUGGUCCAGAAAAUUUUGAAGAAAAAGGGUCUGCAUUGAAACUCAACGGAAACUGACAAAGUGCACCGUGCUUACAUUGAAUCCUGAAUUCUGUGGAUUCUGGUCUUACUGCAUCAAGCAGAGCAGUUGUGAUCAAUGGAGGGACAUCAAUUACUUUUCUUUAACGUUGAUAGGGCUGUGACAAUGGUUUAUAUGCAAGUCAAAUGCCUGUUGACGAAUCGUUCCCUGCAUCCUCCAUCAUUACACAACUGUGCCACGUCCAUACCUUGUAUAGGAAACUGAUGAAGUGCUUUUGUUCAAACAUGUUAAUAUGCAUUAUUUUUUAUUAGCUUGUAUUGCCUAUUUUCUUGCUUGUGAUGCAAUUCCACGUGUCCAUCUGCAAAAGGGUGAAUGUGAAAAGAGCGGAUUUUCGGGGGGGUGAAGUCUAUCGUAAUAAUUGAGUGAUUCUCUCCACCGAAGCCCCGUCACGCAUUCCGUUGGGUACAAUGUGUUUGGAACGCAGUGUUUCAACCUAAGAAAAAGGUGUGUUUUUUUAAAACUGCAGUUACUGUUUGAUUGGAAAAUCAAAUGAAGAACUCGCAGGCCUAGUAAAACCAGAAGUCACUGCUGUGGAUCCAUGAAUGACUACUUCAUGCCCUCAGCAGAGAGCUUGCAGUGUACCUGUAAAUUAGAAUGUACAAACCAUUUCUGUAAGGGAAGGAAAACUCCAUUCACAAAAUUUGUUUACAAGCCUGUGGUUUGUCAGUGCGAAGGACGUCACCAGAUCGAUCAGGCUAGUUGUCCCUCAUUGCUGACAAUACUGCACACUUGCCCACCAAGACAUGUUUCAGAUCCACUGUAGCAGUUUUGAUGUGGGGGGCUGGGGGUAUAACUGACAGACACAGCAAUUGCUUGAGCCUAAAUUUUCACCCAGCCAGCUUUCCGUGUCGUUAGCAGUAGAACAAGGCAAUUAUUCCCAGUGAAAGUAAGCAGAGCGGGUUUUUGUGGGUGUGGGGGACAGGGGAGCGAGCGGUGGGAAAUCAAGAGAAAGUUGCACGUACUUGUGCUUUCGUAAAGGAAACGGAGUCAGGAGGAGCACGUUAAAUGACAUGGAUGACUGUUAAGGAUAAAUGAAUUUCUCCUGUUCAUGCUUCACGACUUAUGAUUCAUGCUACCUAUAGCGGUGAAAUGCUUGAACUACCUUUUGCCAUGCACUACCUAGUAACUAAUAAUGGCCCUUUCUCCUUCAAUCACCAAAGGGUCUGCACUUUGUAGCACCAAGAAAGUGUUUUGUAACAGACUUUUUUUCUUUCUAAAUAUGUUAUUCCAGCUGACGCUGUAUGUAAUUUUUGUGUGAUUUUAAUUUAGGAAAUCCUAUGCAUGUAGAAUGAUUUUAUUUGCAUAUUGAAUGGGUGAAAUAAAACAGUGACUUAAUGUUAGUUGUUACCGUGUUUUGCUUGGAACUCCAAUUUUUGAGGUGUGAGCGCAGGGGGAC
This is a messenger RNA of Leucoraja erinaceus (little skate), 7293 nucleotides long. It is a transcript of the gene esr1, whose product is annotated as estrogen receptor 1. Gene Ontology annotation, cellular component: nucleus. The record is from RefSeq and is a predicted model, not a curated record. Gene Ontology annotation, biological process: regulation of DNA-templated transcription; steroid hormone receptor signaling pathway. Gene Ontology annotation, molecular function: nuclear estrogen receptor activity; zinc ion binding; steroid binding. Lineage: Eukaryota; Metazoa; Chordata; Chondrichthyes; Rajiformes; Rajidae.